AAUAAAAUAUAAUGAUUAAAAACAAAAGAAAAAUUAAAAAAAUAUAGAUAUAACACAAAAUGAAAGCUCUUUUACUUACUGUUGUUGCUAUUGCAACUCUUCUUACUAUCACUGGAUUUGUUUUCAAUGGAAAGCAUGCUAGCCUUGAAUCAAGAGAAAUUAGAUACUAUGAUGGUUGCACUAAUUUAGAAUUGACUACUGCUGGUGUUUUUGUUGAUGAUACUUGCAGUCAAGCAUACAAAUACACUGUAAUUCCUCUUCCCACUUUGAAAAGAAGUAAUUUUGUUUCUGGUUGUGUUCCUGGCUACAAAUAUGUUCUUACAGAUUUUACUAGUUUUGAUCAAAUUUAAGAAGUAAGAAGGACUCCAUGCUGAAAUAGCAAAUGAAAUAAAUUUGAUAUAAUUCAUAAUACUUUAUCUUACAUAUUAAAUUAAAGUUUUUAUUAUGUAAUUUAUAUAAAAAAGUAAUUUAUUUACUUAAUAUUAUUAUAUUUAAAAACUGAUUAUUUAAAAUAUUUAAUUUAGCCU
Molecule: messenger RNA, 527 nt
Organism: Tetrahymena thermophila SB210
Lineage: Eukaryota; Ciliophora; Oligohymenophorea; Hymenostomatida; Tetrahymenidae
Product: transmembrane protein, putative
Exons: 1
Source: RefSeq, a predicted model, not a curated record